Molecule: messenger RNA, 2675 nt
Organism: Thecamonas trahens ATCC 50062
Lineage: Eukaryota; Apusomonadida; Apusomonadidae
Exons: 2
Coding region: 52-1236 (394 amino acids)
Biological process (GO): protein ubiquitination; ubiquitin-dependent protein catabolic process
Cellular component (GO): cullin-RING ubiquitin ligase complex
Molecular function (GO): ubiquitin protein ligase binding
Source: RefSeq, a predicted model, not a curated record
GCUCUCCACCCCUCCCCCCCUACCUCUGAGGAGGAUACAGCACCCCUAACCAUGCCCGGAAAACUUCGGAUGUCGAUGCGGGAGUUUCGCAAGGUGCAGAUGGAGCCAUCGCAUGCAGAGGCGACAUGGGAGCUGCUGAAGAACGCCAUCCGGCAGAUUCACUCGCAGAAUGCAUCGGGCCUGUCGUUCGAGGAGCUGUAUCGGAACGCGUACAACCUUGUCUUGCACAAGUACGGGAGCAUGUUGUACAACGGGCUCCGUGACGUCGUUGGCGCCCAUCUCCGCAAGGUGGCCGAGGAGGUGGCCAGUCUCACCGAUGGCUCAGACUUUGUGCUUGGCGUAGACAAGGCGUGGGCCGACCACUCGCUCUCCAUGAUCAUGAUCCGCGACAUCCUGCUGUACAUGGACAGGGCGUACGUGGAGAACAAGGGCAUCAAACCGGUGUACCAGCUCGGGCUCCAGCUCUUUUGCACCACCGUCAUCCAGCACCCGCGGGUGGAAGCGCGGCUCUCUGCAGCGCUCCUCGACAUCAUCACCGCCGAGCGCGAAGGCCAGAUUGUUGACCGCGAGCUGGUCAAGCGCAUGACCGAGAUGUACGUGGCGCUCGGCGAGGACUCGCUGAGCGUGUACAAACAGUACUUUGAGACGCCGUUCCUCCUCCAGUCGCGCGAGUACUACCAGAACGAGGCGCUGGCGUACAUUGCUGACAACUCUGCGGCAGCUCACCUGCGACGGGCGGCGGCGCGGCUGGACGAGGAGCGCUCACGGGUGGCGCACUGCCUCGACGCCUCGACCGAGGCUGCUAUCCUCGCUGUGGUUGACACCGAGUUUAUCGCCAACCACAUGAAGACCAUCGUCAACAUGGACCGGUUCGGGCUCUCGGCCAUGCUCGACGGCCAGCGCGUUGACGAGCUCGAGCUGACGUACACGCUACUGGAGCGGGUCGCUGGCGGGCGCGAGCUUCUGCUGGAUGCACUCACCGAGUACAUUGUGAGCAAGGGAAAGCUCCUUGUCGCCGACAAGAUGAUGGAGGCCAAGAACGGGCCAAGAAGCGCGAUCCCAAGGCGUGGGUUGCCGGCCUCCUCGAGUCCAAGGAAAAGUACGACGUCAUUCUCCGCGACGCCUUUCAUGCCAACCGCAAGUACAAGACCGCCAUCUACAAGGCCUUUGAGACGUUUAUCAACCUCAACCCGCGCUCGCCCGAGUACCUCUCGCUCUUUAUUGACGGUCAACUGAAGAAGGGCCUCAAGGGUGUGACCGAAGACGAGGUCGAUGCUGUCCUCGACCGCGCCAUGACCCUCUUCCGUUUCCUCGAGGACAAGGACGUGUUCGAGUCGUACUACAAGCAGCACCUUGCCCGUCGCCUCAUCUUUGGUCGCUCCGUCUCCAACGACUUUGAGCAGAACAUGAUCUCAAAGCUCAAGGCCGAGUGCGGCUUCCAGUUCACCUCCAAGCUCGAAGGCAUGUUCACCGACAUGUCUGUUUCGAAGGAAACUAUGGAAAAGUUCAAGCUCUUCCUCGACUCGCGGCCCAAGAAGCGCGAGGCCAUGGGCGGCAUUGAGCUCUCGGUCCACGUCCUCACCAAGACCUUUUGGCCCGCCCGCGACGAGCUCACCCUCGUCCUCCCACCGCUCAUCACGUCGGCCACCGCUGUCUUUGACGACUUUUACCUCUCCAAGCACUCGUCGCGCGUCCUCACCUGGCAAGCCGCCAUGGGCACCGCCACCGUCAAGGGCACCUUUGCCAACUCCUCGCACGAGCUCGUCGUCUCCACCAUCCAGAUGUGCAUCCUUGAGCUGUUCAACUCGGCUGACGCCUACUCGUACGCAGAGCUCCGGAACCUCAUCCAACCCUCCCACGACGACUACCUCAUGAAGGGCCUGCUCUCGCUCUCGACCGGCAAGCAACGCGUCCUCAUCAAGAGCCCAAAGUCCAAGACCUUCCACGACGACGACGUCUUCACUUUUAACGCAGACUUUACCUCCAAGCUCUUCCGCAUCAAGGUCCUUCAGGUCGCUCCCAAGCGCGACACCGCUCCCCAGGUCGCCGCCACGCAGCGCUCCGUCAACGAGGGCCGCAAGCACGCCACCGAGGCCGCCAUCGUCCGCGUCAUGAAGGCCCGCAACACCAUGGAGCACAACGCCCUCAUCGCCGAAGUCAUCAAGCGCCUCGCGAAGCGCUUCAAGGCCGAGCCGCAGCAGGUCAAGAAGCGCAUCGAGUCGCUCAUCGAGCGCGACUACCUUGCCCGCUCCCGCUCCAACCGCCGGACCUACGAGUAUCUCGCGUAAAGUAACUCUUUGACCCUUUACGGUACGGAAUGGACAAAGCUGUCCAUCGCGCAAGCCGCGCUCGCGAUGCUCCACAGACGUCGCAACGUCUAUGAAAUGAUGUAAAAGAGUAUCCAGUACAAGAAUGGCGUGCCACAAUUGCGCGGCCACACCGACCGGCAAGCUCGUCCGUCGCAAGAAGAUCCACAACGUCUUCGCGCUCUCCCGUCCGGCUGCAGUAUUCAACUAUGCCAUGAUCUCCUUCGCGGUCGUCGGGGUCGUCAACGACAAGCUCCGCACCGUCCGCGCCCGCCGCUCCCCCGGAUCGGCGCCGUCCGGCACCUCGCGCACCUCGCGCGCCUCACGCAUGCUCCCAGGCGUCCGUCACCGCCAUCACGUGCGGGCGCG